ACUUGAGCAGGCAGGACAGAGGGCUAGGUCAACGUUACCGGCAGAGGCAGCUGGAGCGAUUCCGAGAUGCGGACGGCUUGGGUGGCCCCAAGCGUGGGGAGGCAGCUGCUGAGGUUGGGGGGCACAAGUUCGCGAUCCAGUGCGUUUCUGGGGCAGCCCCGGCCUGACCCUGCCCGGCGACUCUAUGCCAGUGGGGCCGCUCAGGCCGUUGCAGAGAAGUCAGAUUCCGCCUCCUAUGAUGCGUCCCACGGGGAAAAACGGGCCAAGGCGGAAUCGAGGUCCUUCGCUGUGGGUAUGUUCAAAGGCCAGCUCACCACUGAGCAGGUGUUCCCAUACCCGUCAGUGCUCAACCCAGAGCAGACACAGUUUCUCAAAGAGUUGGUGGGGCCCGUGUCCCGUUUCUUUGAGGAGGUAAACAGUCCUGCCAAGAAUGAUGCCCUGGAGAUGGUGGAGGAGAGGACUUUGCAGGGCCUCAAGGAGCUGGGGGCCUUUGGUCUGCAAGUGCCCAGCGAGUUGGGCGGCGUUGGCCUCUGCAACACGCAGUAUGCUCGUUUGGUGGAGAUCGUGGGCAUGCAUGACCUCGCCAUCGGCGUCACCCUGGGGGCUCACCAGAGCAUUGGUUUCAAAGGCAUCUUGCUCUUUGGCACCAAGGCCCAGAAGGAGAAAUACCUCCCUAAACUGGCAACUGGGGAGACCAUAGCUGCCUUCUGUCUAACCGAGCCCUCCAGUGGAUCUGACGCGGCCUCCAUCCAGAGCUCAGCUGUGCCCAGCCCCUGUGGGAAGUAUUACACCCUCAAUGGCAGCAAGAUUUGGAUCAGUAACGGGGGCCUGGCAGACAUCUUCACAGUUUUUGCCAAGACACCAAUCACAGAUCCAGCCACAGGGGCUGUGAAGGAGAAGAUCACAGCCUUCGUGGUGGAGAGGGGUUUUGGAGGUGUCACCCAUGGGGCUCCCGAGAAGAAGAUGGGCAUCAAGGCGUCCAACACGGCCGAGGUGCACUUCGACGGAGUGCGUGUGCCCUCAGAGAACGUGCUGGGCGAGGUCGGGAGUGGCUUUAAAGUGGCCGUGCACAUCCUCAACAACGGAAGGUUUGGCAUGGCGGCAGCCCUUGCAGGCACCAUGAGAGCCAUCAUCACCAAGGCGGUGGAUCAUGCUAUUAAUCGUACCCAGUUCGGGGACAAAAUCCACAACUUUGGGCUCAUCCAGGAGAAGCUGGCUCGGAUGGCUAUGCUGCAGUAUGUGACUGAGUCCAUGGCUUACAUGCUGAGUGCCAACAUGGACCAGGGAUUCACGGACUUCCAGAUAGAGGCCGCCAUCAGCAAAAUCUUUGGCUCGGAGGCGGCCUGGACAGUGACAGAUGAGUGCAUCCAGAUCAUGGGGGGCAUGGGCUUCAUGAAGGAGCCUGGAGUUGAGCGCGUGCUUCGAGAUGUCCGAAUCUUCCGGAUCUUCGAGGGCACAAACGACAUUCUCCGGCUGUUUGUGGCUCUGCAGGGCUGUAUGGACAAGGGAAAGGAGCUUUCUGGGCUUGGCAAUGCGCUCAAGAAUCCUUUGGGGAAUGCUGGCCUGCUGCUUGGGGAGGCAGGCAAACAGCUGAGACGGCGAGCAGGGCUGGGCAGUGGCUUGAGUCUCAGUGGGAUCGUCCACCCAGAGCUAAACCGGAGUGGUGAGCUGGCAGUGCAGGCUCUGGAACAGUUUGCUGCUGUGGUGGAGGCCAAGCUGAUAAAGCACAAGAAGGGGAUUGUCAAUGAACAGUUCGUGCUGCAGCGCCUGGCAGACGGGGCCAUUGAUCUCUACGCCAUGGUGGUGGUUCUCUCCAGAGCCUCCCGGGCCCUGAGUGAGGGCUACCCCACAGCCCAACACGAGAAGAUUCUCUGUGACAGCUGGUGCAUUGAGGCUGCUGCCCGGAUCCGCAGGAGCAUGGUCGCCCUACAGUCCGACCCCCAGCAGCAAGAGCUCUUCCGCAACUUCAAAGCCAUCUCCACCGCCUUGGUAGAGCGUGGGGGUGUGGUCACCAGUAACCCCCUAGGCUUCUGAGCAUUCUCACACCAGGUCUGGCCCAUCAAGUGCCUUCUCUCAAGCCAGUUAGGCCCCUUGCAUAGAGAGCCUGGGCUUGCCUCUGAGGGGACUUCAUCUCCACCCGUGCCUGCUCCCAGGAGCUCUGCCUGUCUCCCAAAUAUAGCCUGUGACAA
Molecule: messenger RNA, 2189 nt
Organism: Ochotona curzoniae (black-lipped pika)
Lineage: Eukaryota; Metazoa; Chordata; Mammalia; Lagomorpha; Ochotonidae
Gene: ACADVL
Product: acyl-CoA dehydrogenase very long chain
Exons: 20
Coding region: 67-2034 (655 amino acids)
Molecular function (GO): fatty-acyl-CoA binding; flavin adenine dinucleotide binding; very-long-chain fatty acyl-CoA dehydrogenase activity
Source: RefSeq, a predicted model, not a curated record